GAGAGAGUGUGAGCCCUUCUCUCUUAUUUCACACCUUCUAGAGAAUCGAGAAGCCGAUUCCGUUUCGCUCCACUCCAAUUCUCGGCGAUCGUCGCCGGGAAACUUCCUAUUCCCGCCGAUAUGAAGGAGCCUUCUUCGGAUGACUGGCUUCCGCCGGGAUGGAAGGUGGAGAUGAAGCUGACCUCCACCGGUAGAAAAUAUAAGUGUUAUAUUCAUCCCUCAAGUGGACUCAAAUUCUAUUCCAAGCCAGAGGUGUCUCGUUAUCUCAACAAAGCUCCCCUCAAUGAUCGUGAAUCCAUACAGAAGAAAUCCAUAGAGAGGAAGACACCCAUAAAGACAAUGGCACCCGCAGGGAAGAAGAAAUCCAUGGAGAAGAAGAAACAUUGCAAAGGCAUUGCAAAAAAAGUUGUAUUUGAGAGGGUAACAGCAGAAGGCCUGCCUCCAGGAUGGAUUAAGGAAAUAAAAAUACAAAAAAAGUGUGGUACAGUCAGAAGAGAUGCGUAUUACACUGAUCCUGUAAAUGGAUAUAUAUUCCGCUCAAUGAAGGACACUCUUCGCUAUCUUAAAACUGGAGACCCAGGAAGGCUUGCAUUCAAGCCAAAGCCCAGAGACAGUGGUGAUAUCAAUUUGGAAGAUGAUAAAACCUAUUCACCUGUUGUUCCCAGAAAGCAAGAAUUAGCAGGUGGUGGAGCAAGAAGACAGGUUACAAGGGGUCAGAGCUUGAAAUUGGGCAAGAUAGCAAGCGAUGAAGGAAUCCCUAAAUCUGCCUGUUCAGGUGCAAAAGUCACAGAGAGCAGCUUAUACCUCUCAGAAGCCAAGGGUUCAGAGCCUAUAGGAGAGAAAAGUGAUGAUGCUAAAAAUGUGUUAGAUUCAGCGCCUUUGGUUGAGCCCCUUGCAGAAAAACAACCACUGGAAAAUAGGGCAAAAGUUCGUGGAAAAAGGAAGACCCAACCUGGUUUGUGCAAUUACAGGAACAAAAAACCUCGUGACUUGCCACGUCGAGCUUCAAAACGACUUGCUGGGCUUGAAGCUGAUGUGACACCAGAGCUGAAAACCACUAAUCGAGGUAGUCGAGUUGCAGCUGGACAUUCAGGUGAGAUAGAAGCAGGUACAGCUGAGGCUGAGCCUGAGACAAAGUGCUCCUUUCAACCUUCCCAAAAGUUGGAAGUGUUAUUGGAAUCAAAUGGUGGUAAAACUCCUGUUGAAGACUUGGCUCCUCCAGAAGAGCAAGCUGAAAAGGUUGAGGCUGAGAAUAAGGACAAGGUGAAGCACGGGUGCCCUCUUUCCUUGCCUCUGGGGGAUGGUUCUAUUCCCAUAGAGCAUGCUGGAGUGGCUGAAGAUGAAAAUAAGGGGGCUGAGAAUCCAGAACCCCCUCAUGAGUUGCCUUUUGGGGAUUCAUGGACUGACCCAUGUAUUGAAUUUGCAAUAAAAACUCUUACAAGCGAUCAUCUGUCCAUCGAGGACUACUUCCAGCAGCAACUCAGCUCACCACACGCCCAAACCAACAAUGGCUCAAACUUUGGCUUGGGCAACUUGCAACAAACUGACUUUCCCUUCCAGCAAUAUGAUGUGGCAGAAAAUCCAGCACCUGAACUACAAGCACCCGUACAGCCUACAUCCCAGAAAGACGGAAAUAUCAACUUCCCAAGUUCAGGUGAGACUGGUAGAUACCAACCCGGUGAAGAUAAAAGCAAGGCAUCUCUAAAAGUUCCAGCCCAAAUAGACAAUGGCUUGAACUUGGGGUUGGGUAACUUUCAUCAAACUGACUUCUCAUUUCAGCAUAAUGUCAUGGCCCAAAAUCCAGCACCCAAACCACAAGCACCUGUGCAGCCUAUAUUCCAGCAAGCCGGAAAUGCCAGCUUCCUGAGUUCAGGUCAGACGGGGCUGCGCCAACCUGGUGAAGAUAAGAGCAAGGAACUACAGGGGCCCACAAUCCAGCCAGAGGGAAAUGCCAGCUUCCCAAGUUCAGGUGCGACCGGUGGUCUACACCAACGAGGUGAAGAUAAAAGCAAGGAAUAUCAGAAACAGUUGAUAUACUAAUAGAGACCUCAGUAUGUACAAUUAACUAUGUAGAAAAAGACACUUCCUGGCCUUUUGACAUGUGACUGCCUUCUUUUGUUUCUUUAACUGCUGAAUGUUCAUAAUCUCCCCAUAUGGAUUUGAAAUCAAUUGCCAAGGAGAUUGCUCAAUGCCCACAACUCAAUAAGUUCUCAAGUUA
Messenger RNA from Vitis riparia (riverbank grape), 2218 nucleotides. RefSeq lists its product as uncharacterized. NCBI's taxonomy places the organism in Eukaryota, Viridiplantae, Streptophyta, Magnoliopsida, Vitales, Vitaceae. The record is from RefSeq and is a predicted model, not a curated record. The transcript is spliced from 6 exons. The coding region runs from base 121 to 2040 and encodes 639 amino acids. Gene Ontology annotation, molecular function: DNA binding.